AUGACAGAUCCCGGGCCCAGCAGGAAACGCCCCAAGCUCGAGGAGCCCGACGAGUCGGACACCGCAGCAGACUCGCCGGACGUCGACGAGAAGCCGUUCGUCAACCACCCCACGCUCUAUUUCGACGAUGGGAACGUCAUACUCACGACGGGACGCACCCUCUUCUGCGUGCACCGCUCGCUCCUCUCCAAGCACUCCCCCGUCUUCCGCGAGCUGUUCGAGCAGAAGCAUGAUCGCUUCCGGGGCCUCACCCAGAUUACGAUGGAGGAGACGCGCGAGGACCUAGAGGCGUUGCUUGGCGUGAUAUACGACGGCCUGCGCUACGACGUGCAAGACCUGACCGUCGAGACGUUCCCCACGCUCGCGACGCUCCUCCGUAUGUCGAAGCAGUACGAAGUCGAGAAGCCCGCCGAGGACAUCGUCGCGCGCAUCCGCGCCGAGUGGCCCGCCACCCUCGCGCAGCACGACGCCAAAGAGGCCAAGCUCAGAGCGGAGCGCGCC
Messenger RNA from Dichomitus squalens LYAD-421 SS1, 501 nucleotides. RefSeq lists its product as uncharacterized. The annotation marks the transcript as partial. Gene Ontology annotation, molecular function: protein binding. The record is from RefSeq and is a predicted model, not a curated record. The transcript is spliced from 2 exons. Lineage: Eukaryota; Fungi; Basidiomycota; Agaricomycetes; Polyporales; Polyporaceae.